Molecule: messenger RNA, 1430 nt
Organism: Odobenus rosmarus divergens (Pacific walrus)
Lineage: Eukaryota; Metazoa; Chordata; Mammalia; Carnivora; Odobenidae
Gene: BSG
Product: basigin (Ok blood group)
Exons: 8
Coding region: 74-880 (268 amino acids)
Biological process (GO): cell-cell adhesion
Cellular component (GO): cell-cell junction
Molecular function (GO): cell adhesion molecule binding
Source: RefSeq, a predicted model, not a curated record
CCCGGCCCUCCCUCCGGUUUUUAUAGCGCCGCGGGCGGCGGUUGGCGGCAGGGACGGCACGGACGGUGGCGACAUGGCGGUUCCGCGGCUCGUGGUGCUGGCGCUGGCGCUGCUGAGGGCCGAGGUCGGCUCCGGGGCAGGGAGCGGGAUCUGGACUUCUGUAGAUGAUAUUGGCUCCAAGACACGGCUUACCUGUACCUUGAACCACAGCACCACUGAGAUCAUCGGCCACCGCUGGGUGAAGGGGGGCAAGGUGCUCAAGGAGGAUGCACUGCCUGACAUGAAGACGGAGUAUGAGGUGGACUUGGAUGAGCGCUCUGGGGAGUACUCAUGCAUCUUCCUCCCAGAGAUGGCAGGCAGGACCAGAAUCGAGGUGAAGGGGCUCCCCAACAUCAAGGCCGUGAAGAGGUCAGAGCAUGCCACGGAGCGGGAGACGGUCGUGCUGGGCUGCAAGUCGGACUCCUUCCCCCUGGUCAGCGAAUGGGUGUGGUACAAGAUGGAAAGCUCUGGGGACCAGGUCAUCAGCAACAGCUCCCACAGCAAGUACUUGGUGAUGUCCUCGGAGACCAAGACGGAGCUGCACAUCUUGAACCUGGACCUGGAGACAGACCCUGGCAAGUACGCGUGCAACGGCACCAACUCGGAAGGCACCGGCCAGGCCGUCAUCGUGCUGCGCGUGCGAAACCGCUUUGCCGCCCUUUGGCCCUUCCUGGGCAUCGUGGCCGAGGUGCUGGUGCUGGUCACUGUCAUCUUCAUCUACGAGAAGCGGCGGAAGCCGGACGAGGUCCUGGAUGAUGAGGACACAGGCUCCGCUCCUCUGAAGAGCAGCGGGCACGUGAAUGACAAAGGCAAGAACGUGCGCCAGAGGAACGCCAACUGAGGCCUCCAGCCUCCGUCUAGAGCAGCUCAGCGUCUGGUGUUUGCAGGUCCUCUCAAAGGAGACCCGCCCUACGAAAGCAGACCACACCGUGGGUCGAAUCACAAUGUUUCUUUCCUUUUUUAAACUAAACUAGGGUUUUCUACACAUAGAAUUCUGUUCCUUAGGGGUUUUGUUUUUCCUUUUUAAACAUUUUCUGAGUGCCUCGGGGGAGCUGUGAGCUUCCUGUGAGACUCGUGUUCUCAGCCCGUCCCCUCAGCCGCCCCGCCCGCCUGACCCCUCGCUGCCCCCCCACUACCUCCCGCCCGACCCUCCUGUCCCUUGGGCGUUCAGCCUCCUAGCCCCUAGUGGGGGUUUUGAAGGGCAGGUUGGCCUUUUUCUGGGGCUCUGCCUCCUGAGACUGCUGGGCCUUGUUGGGACCCUUUGUGGAAGGUCGCAGGUCGUGCACGGUGCGAGCAUCCUGCCGGUCUGAAGUCGCGCUGACGGGGUGCCUCGGGUCUGUGUCGUGCGUCAGGACAGCUCUGCACGCGGCUGCUGGUGGGCCCGCCCUGCC